AUGUGCGCCAAGUUCGCCCACGAGAGGGUGAAGAAAGAAGCAAGGAUGGUUUCAAACGCGGCCAAGAUGUGCAUUCAGUUUCUGUCGCAGAAUCACACCCGAGAAGAUGAUGGUCUUAUAGACUGGCUCGACCGGUUUAAUAGGGCCAGCACAAAGCCUUCGCCACAGCUAUGUCGUAUGGCGUAUGAACUUCGCAAUGAAGAUUGCAUGAUAGCAAUCACGAGGCUUGGGCGAGAUCCUAACGGCAACCCUGAGAUAACCUCGGCAUUCCGCCGUGUUCGUCACUGCCUAGGACGAUUGGCUAGCCGUGUGAGGGCUGUUCAUGAGCUUAUCCAGGAUGGUGGCACUGGCAGCACAUACGAACGCCUUACCGCAUAUCGCGUGGAAACGGUGCCUGUACCAGAAUGCGUGGCACCUCCCAAACCUGACGCCCUUACCAACUUAGAGGGCAUUGUAAAGAGAAUGCUCAAACCUGACGAUCCACGUACUGAGUCGAUUAAACAAAACCUUCAAAGAAUGGAAGAUCAAAUCCAACUCGAAGUUAAGAUUCAGACAUCAUUCGCCGACAAAAACUUCGUCCCGCGAGUACAUGCCGAGAUCCAAAUGCUCGAGCACUUCCACCAGGGUAAACGCCGUUUUGCCUUCAAGGAUCGCUUCAUCGCUUGCAGCAAAGCUGCCUGCCUCUGUUGCAAGCUCUACAUCCGUUACCACCCCAUCAAGGUUCAAGAGCCUCCGUCGCAUGAGUCCAUCUAUCCAAACUGGGGGCCCGUCUUGCUUCUUAAUGGCGCGAGGGACCGCGAUUGGCCCACGCAACAUAAAACGAUGCAACGGGUGAUUGAAGAUAUGAGAGAAAUAGCUCUCGAUUACCUCGAACGGGAGAUAGCGCCCGGCUAUUUCCACACGAACUCAUUGACCAAUAUUACAGCAUUAGAAGAUCCAGCUUUUUGGCCAUCAAGCUCCGUCGAUGGAGAGGAUAUUUCAGAUGACUCAGAUGAUGAGAGGGAAGUAUUUAAGGCUGCUGGGCACGGCGGUUUCCAACUGGAGGAAGUUGGCACUGGCACAUCCGGAUGGUUGGAAGCAGAGAAUGAUGGCAUGGACAGCUCCGAAGACUCGGAUGGUGGCGUCCCAAUCUGA
Scedosporium apiospermum is the source of this 1134-nucleotide messenger RNA. RefSeq lists its product as uncharacterized. Lineage: Eukaryota; Fungi; Ascomycota; Sordariomycetes; Microascales; Microascaceae. Bases 1 to 1134 code for a protein of 377 amino acids. The record is from RefSeq and is a predicted model, not a curated record. The transcript has 3 exons.